This is a messenger RNA of Anopheles stephensi (Asian malaria mosquito), 1122 nucleotides long. RefSeq names its product 39S ribosomal protein L27, mitochondrial (gene mRpL27). Gene Ontology annotation, molecular function: structural constituent of ribosome. The record is from RefSeq and is a predicted model, not a curated record. Bases 100 to 519 code for a protein of 139 amino acids. Gene Ontology annotation, biological process: translation. Gene Ontology annotation, cellular component: mitochondrial large ribosomal subunit; ribosome. Lineage: Eukaryota; Metazoa; Arthropoda; Insecta; Diptera; Culicidae. The transcript is spliced from 3 exons.
CGACCCUGUUGACAGUUGUGCAAUGUUUACGUAAAUGUGGUUUUCCACCCGGUAUCGUCCAAGAAAAGGGAUUUCGCGUACAAACUGCGCCGAUAAACGAUGAAUUCCGGCAUCCUUACCCGUCUACACCAAGGACUAGUUCCGUUAUUGACAUCGAUCAGAAAUGCUUCCAAGAAGACGGGCGGUAGCUCAAGGAAUCCUCCGAAACAUCCGCGCCCAAAGCAUCGCGGCUGGAAGGUGCAGGACGGACAUCACGUAUCCGCUGGAUCUAUAUUAGUAACGCAACGCACAACCCGAUUUCAUCCUGGACUAAACGUCGGUUUCGGAAAGAACGGCACGCUGUUUGCUAUGGAGCAUGGAAAGGUGUACGUGACCUGUGAAAAGAUUGAUCCGAACUGGGACCACACAUGGAUACAGCGUUGUUACGCUGGCCGCGAAGGGCAGACGAUCUAUAAAAAGUUCUUCAACGUAGUACCCGAACCACAGCAUCAACGGUUUAAGCUAAUCGACGAAGUGUAGUUAGUGGGAUACGUGUAACGCGAAUAAUCAGUUGAAAAUACAGUCUCCGGAAUCAGUACGGUUUCGGGGGUAAAUUCACGGCCACACCAUGUGUACACGACGGUUCGGUUGAAGCAUUUGCAUUGCAUUCAUAAUAUAUUUGGUUCGUUUAUCUGUGUUUGUUAACCGAAGCAAAAACGAUACCUGCCGCCAGUAGUCGGUUCAAGUAGUGUAAGUAGCGAGUUUUACAUUUCUUACGCGCAUUGUUAAAGAGAUGAACGGUUCACGGUUGAACCUAAUCUUCCUCUGGUCUCGCGUAAUCGCGGUUUCAAUCGUUUCGUUUAAUUUAGUAACGCUGGUAAUGCUUCUUUACGUAUUCGCACACUCCCGAUCCUUCUUAAACGUUGCUUAAAUGCGCAUGUUGCAACAAUAAAACAGCAAUAACGUUUUGGACGAAGCAGCACUGCCAGCGCGCUUCGAUAGCUUUUUCGGGCAACAUUCGGUCCCUGAAGUGCUGAGUUGGUCCGAUGGUUGUAAUCGAACUUCGAAUCGAAUCGGAGAGGUUUAUUGCUGGGCUACACAGUGAUCGUAGAAGAAUAAAUAUAAAUAUAUCUAGAGCAAUGA